UCCAAAGUGAAUGGUGAAUUUUCGCUUUUCUUAUUGCAAGUCCUUUUCGGUCAAACCCAUGUCUCUAUCGGCCUUACCAUUGGUCCAAACCGACAGUUAUCCUGUGGCGGGUAUCCUCCAGGACCAAAGGAGUAGGGAGGACGUACUCGACGUAGAGAACAACGUCGCGAACCGUCAGACAGUGAGUUAGUUUACUUUCGGUGCUAAGCCAGAAUAGUCGUAACUGUUCGGAGCUAUUAUAUAAAAAAAAGUUUACGAUAUGUUGGAGAAAUAGAUUUUUUUUCUUUGGGAUAUAAUUUUUUUAAUUAUUUUUUACGUGUGGUGAGUGCAGUGCGAUAACUUUGCCGUCGUUCCAUUUUCGAGAAUGGAAGUUUUAAAGUUUUUGGUGUUGUUUAUUGCCCUUUGGGCGACUAUAGAAACUAGGACAAAAUCGCCUUUACUAGACGAAGACAGGGGGUUAGCCAGGAACAAAGCUGCUGAGUGUAUUUUUGGUAAACAAAUUCGCGAACUUGGUUCACAUUGGAUACCAGAUUUAGGAGUGCCAAUCGGAGUAUUAUACUGCAUGAAAUGCGAAUGUAUACCGUUCCAGAGGAAGCGCAGGAUAGUGGCGAGAGUUCAGUGCCGUAACAUAAAGAAUGAAUGUCCUGAACCGACCUGCGAUGAUCCUGUUUUAUUAGAAAAAAGUUGCUGCAAAACGUGUCCUGGCGAUAAUAAAAAUGAAACCAACUUUGUACAAGACAUCGUCCCACAAAAUAAAAUCGAGGAGGAGGAAAGAAGAAUAAAUCAUUAUGCAGCUCUUCUGACUGGCAGAUCUUCACUGGAUCUUAAAAACGACACGAGUUCUAACGAUUUGAAUAAAAACAACGUUGUAGCGACUGGUAGAUUUACUUUCCACAAGAAAAACCUUCAUUAUUCGUUUUACAUAUCAGAGAAAGCUGCCAGGCCGCGAUCUCUGCAUUUUCUGGAUAGCCAAGGAAAUAUUUUGGAAGAAUUUACUUUGUCGCAUGCCGGCGGUUUGGUAAACAGUCUUUACCAGAACGCUACCAGGAAAGUCUGUGGAAUAUGGAGGAGAUUACCAAGAGAUUACAGAAGGCUCUUGAAGAACGAAAAAAUGUACGUGGUCCUAAUAUGGGGUACUAAAGAUUCCGAAUUCACUUUAAGUGGAAGGUUGACAAAUUAUAUAUCUCUAGCAAGCGAACAAUUCAGCUCUUUAUUAGAACCAGCACCAGGUACUGAUUCCGCUAAAAUGGCUGGAUCCGGUGGAAUGGCUAUAGUAUCAACAUCGUCGACACCAUCACCAUCCAUUCACAUAGCGGUAGCCUUCAACGGGCUCUUCACCACCCAAGAAAGCUCUGAAGUACCAAUAAACGUAAUUUUAUGUUUAGACGAGAAGAGGCAGAUCCUUUUAGAAGAGAACAUCAAAGUCCGCAAACCAGCUUCUGAUCUAAACUUAAUUGAACUUAGUUCCCCGGUAUCUCUAGCAGAUUUACGGUCGUUGUCCAGAGGUAGAGUGCUACUAACAGUCUCGUCGGUAUCAGAACCAAACGCGUUAAGAUUAAGCGGGAAUGUCAUUACGAAAAUCACUUGCGAAAUUUUCCAAACUACUUUAAUCGGUGAUAAGGAUCUAGCUGGUUUAGCCUGGAUGUAUUUGAACAAUCAAGGAGCUUUGAUUUAUAGUAUCCAAGUUGAUAAUAUGGAACCCGAGCAGUUCAAUGCAGUAACAUUGACGGAUACCGCAGGAAAACGGAAAGCCGAAGUGUUGACCCCGUAUUUUCACUCAGGAUGGGCAAAUGGUACUGAAGAUAGAUUAGUUCAUAAAAUAUUGGAACCUUUGUACAACAGUAGAUUAGAUAUGAGAGUAGCUGUAGGCAAUGGUAGCCUCCACGGGCAUCUAAAUGCCAAGCUGGUAGCUGACGCGAGAGACGCACCUGCCCCCUUACUCCUCAAACGUGAAAAUUAUACUUUACCGCCAUCGGUUGUUGGUUUAGCCUGGAUUUCAGUAGACAAUGACUGUCACAUUCACUACGAUAUUUCCAUCUCGGGUCUUGGCCACGAAAGAAAAAUGGAGUUGUAUUUAGAAAUGUACCCGAUUAUCGCACCAGGUGCACCGGUUCUUUUGAAACAUCUAGAAGAUUUCGAAGGUAACCAAGUCGAAGGAAGUCCUCUAGAAGCGCUUACCAAGGAAGAGCUGGAUAUGCUGGAUGGCGGAGUAACUUUCAUAAAGAUUAAGGACUUCAAUUCGAAAGCAGUGUUGUUAUCAGCGACCAUAACAAGGGUUAAGUUGCCAGUAACUUGCAGACCUCUAUACAAUAAUAACGUCCCACUUAUUUAUGACAUUCCUGUCGUUCGUCCAACUGAAGAUUGCUUCUUCGAAGGCAAGUUCUACAAGAAAGACAGCACUUGGGUGUCCAAAAACCCCUGCCAAAUGUGCUUCUGUCAAGACGGACAAACGACUUGCGACAGAAUGACGUGUCCGGAUCUGAAAUGUCCAAGAAACAAUAUGACGAUACCGGGAGAAUGUUGUCCGGUUUGUGGUGAUCCCGAAAUCUUAAAGAGCAACAAAAAAUGCGUUUUUAACGGUAUGACCUACUCGUCCGGCAGCCGGUUCCAUCCGUUCCUCAUACCGAUCGGCUUCGACGAUUGCACCGUGUGCACUUGCGAUCCCAACGAUUUGGAAAUCAAAUGUCGCAGAAUCGAGUCCAACUCGGCUAAAUGCGGCAAAGGAUCGGUUACGGAAACUCCGGACACUCAAGGCGAAGACUCGGUCCAAAUGAGCACCUGGUCGUUCCACCGUAAGGAAGAGGUUUCCAACGCUGGGUUGAUUAUCAAAGAAGGCGGUUGCAAUAACCAGAAUAAUCUCGAAAGACCUUACAAGAAUGGCAGUACUUAUCACCCGCAUAUCGCAUCUCUCGGAGAGUAUAAGUGCGUUACCUGCAAAUGUCAAAAUGGUACGUCAACAUGCGCGAGAGAGCGCUGCGAGUGGAAGAACUGUAAAAUGAUCUUCGAUUUGCGGAAAGUCCGGUCAAAAACCAACAAGAGAAGUCAGUUUUCCUUCUCAGACUACUGCUGUUCGCUAAAAGAGUGCAGAAAGAUCAGACACAAGAAGAAGAUAGAAGAACGGUCGUCGCACAAACAGUGAAGAGGACUUCGAAAAAGACGAGGUACUUUUUUUUGUUUAAAUAUGGACUGAGAGUCCGGAGUUACCCAGCACCAAAGAAGACUGAUUAUGAAAAAAAAAAGCGAAGGAAGCGAGUUGUCAUAUUUAUUUUGUACGUUAGGUUUUAACGUAGGGUGCGUUCAGAACUUGUCACAUGUGUCAUUGUCAAAUGUCACUUGUUUGAAGUUCUAGACACAUCCACCUUUGUAUAUUGUAUAUAUUUUAAGCACUUAGAAGCGAAGUCAAAUGAAAAGAGAGGUUCUUGCGAGAGAAAGAUAGAAAGAAAGAUGAGAUUUUAUUUAUUUAUAUUUUUGUAAGUUUUUUUGCAAUAAGAAUGGUUAUUUGACUGCGCUUAUAAAAAAUAUUAACUAUUUAUUUGACAAGAAAAAACAACUUAAUUGUAAAUUAUUCCACAGUUUCUAUAAAUUGACAUAGUAUAAGCUCGAGGAUCGAAAUCCAAAUUUAUUGUUGCACUCUUUAAGUUUGACAGCUGUCAAUAUAAACUGGACUUUAAGACAGAUGACAAUUAUGACAGAUGUCGUCAUAAAUUAAAAGUGGAAAUAUAAUUUGGAUUUCGACUUUCAAGUCAUACUAGAUACAUUUUUUACGAGAAAUUGAAUUCUCAAUACUCACUAGAGAAGAAGGCUGAUAGAAUGUUGUUUCUGGGGGAAGGCCGGAAGAUUUUUUUGGUUGUAUAAUAUUUAUACCUUUUAACUUUUUAUUAAAAAAAAAAACUUGCUGUUACGUGUGGAAUUUUCGUUUGAAAAUUCUCGCGUAACGUUUUUUCUUUUGGUUUUCCGCCAGUUUGUGAAUGAUAUAUAUCUAAAAUGGUAAGAAAAUGACGGUCAAAAUUUUAUAAUGGAAAUUUUCGGGUACCCUAUGUAUUUUUAUUUUUAAAAUUAGCGUUGCAUAUGGUGAUCCCCAGUGCAUAGAGAUAGAUUCGUAAUUGUUUAUCACAGUGUUAAGGUUACCAUCCUGUUCUAUUUGCAAGAUUUUUUGGAGCGAGGUCUUCCUCAUUACAAUUUACACCUUUCCCGUUCAAAGUCCUUGUUUCUGCUAUGGAAAGCUCUUACAAAAUUAGGAUACUAUUGGCUUCUUCUAAUCGCCCAUGGUCUGACAUCAACUCCAGACUCACCUUGUUGUGUUCUGCAGAAAUGACCCUAGGGUCACGUUAUUACCUAUCUCUUUUACUUAUUAAACAAUUUGGAGUAAACAUACUGGACAUAAUUUCAAAUUCAAAAAGAUGUAUGUACCUUGUAUCACGGUUGUGUAUAGAAGAUCUAAGUUAAAUUUUUAAAAAUGUAAAAUGGGGCUUUACUUUGUAGUACCUACUUUAUAAACCACACAAGAUAAAUG
This is a messenger RNA of Psylliodes chrysocephalus, 4513 nucleotides long. Lineage: Eukaryota; Metazoa; Arthropoda; Insecta; Coleoptera; Chrysomelidae. The record is from the annotation of a GenBank genome assembly.